This is a messenger RNA of Xiphophorus hellerii (green swordtail), 8664 nucleotides long. It is a transcript of the gene rpgra, whose product is annotated as retinitis pigmentosa GTPase regulator a. The transcript is spliced from 13 exons. Lineage: Eukaryota; Metazoa; Chordata; Actinopteri; Cyprinodontiformes; Poeciliidae. Gene Ontology annotation, cellular component: photoreceptor outer segment; cytoplasm; Golgi apparatus. Bases 1582 to 6459 code for a protein of 1625 amino acids. The record is from RefSeq and is a predicted model, not a curated record. Gene Ontology annotation, biological process: protein ubiquitination; ubiquitin-dependent protein catabolic process; visual perception. Gene Ontology annotation, molecular function: ubiquitin protein ligase activity.
AUUUCAGAGGCGCCAGCCUACGCUCUCGUUGCACGGAUGACUCCAAUCCUCUUCCCGGUUAAAGGAAGAGGAGCGGACCCACAUCCGAGCACAUGUAGCGGUGUCUGGGUCCAACAUGGCCAUGACAUCACGAUCGUGCAACGGAGAGCGAAAAAUGUUUUUAUUAUCAGAGGUUUUCCUCUUUUUCAACCUCCUGUAUGUUACUUUGAAUAGGUUCAGUACAGUGGUGGCGCCAGAAUUUUUUUCCUGCAGGUGCUAAGGGGGAGCUAAGCAUUUUACUGAGGAUGCUAUGACGGAUCUUUUAUGAAUGUUAAUCUUCUUACCUUGUAUAAAGUGUUCGCUGUAAAUCCGCGGUUACACCGAGAGCUGCCAGUCAUUAUGAUUGACUGCUGCUAUCCAUCACCGCAUCAUUCCUUAUUAAAAUAAAAUGUCAUAAAAUAAAAUGACAAGCUUGGUUUUGACUGUUUGUGCAACUGACCGCGCAGCAUCUUGUGACCAUUUUACUGCGAAAUCUACUAAAUAAAAGCCAUAUUAGGCUACCACAUGUACGCAUUUUGACAGGCUUUAUACAGGAGAGCAUAGGUUUGGAUAUCUAUCGUGGUGGAGAGUGACGUCAGGUGCAAAGGGUCAUAUUGUCAUAUUUGUUUUGUUUUUUUAAUCAAUUUGUGUUUAUUUAAUUGCUUAAUUAACCGCUACAGGACUUGAUUUGAUUAUCACUAUUAUGAUAAAAAAAAUUUAUGCUUACAACCGGUUACCUUUGUGCUGACUUGCUAUGAUAAACACUGUCAGUAUGGUUGAAGUUAAUACUCUUUCUGACAAAUUGCGACCGCGGAUUGGUGAGUGGCUGACAAAUACCCUGGAAUGAUUGGGGGAGGAUUGCUCCACGUCUGCAUGGGGGCGGAGCCGGCAUCAUGUGAAAAUACGCAUAGACAAAGUUCAAAUCCUCUUGCGGGAUGGUUUUUUAAAAAUUAUUUUUAAACUCAGCAUAUAAUUAUUUGUUUUUAUUUUGUGUCUUUUGAUGAAAAUGCCGCAGCAACUACAUAUAAUUAAUGUUAAAUCAGAUGAAAAAAAACAACAAAAAAAACAUUUAAAUCUAAUAUUUUCUGGGAGUGUUAAGGGGGUGCUAUGACUUUUCCAGGGGGAGCUAUAGCACCCCCUAGCGCACCCCUGGCGCCGCCACUGGCUCAGUAUCCCCAAGUCAUAUUGUUGGUCCGAGGUUUCUCAAAUAAAAAACAUAACAUUUUAAGCGUUGAAAAUGAGCGACCCCUGUCCCCAAAAUUAAACAGCAGCCAGUAAAAAGACCUUUUUAACUUUUCCUUUCUCUACCAUUUAGGAUUAAAAAUACUGUAAGCCCCAGAAUUAGUUUAAUUUUAUUUUAAGGUUGUUUAUUAUGUUUACUAGUGUUCUGCACUAGUAAACAUAAUAGUUUACUAGUUAUGUUUACUAGUAAAUAUAGUCGUUUAUUUAUUUAUUUCAGAUCCAUGGGUCGCACGAGUCCAGCUUAGUCCAGUCUGAGCUCUCCCUGAUCUACAGCAGCAGUCUGCACAGAGCUGCGGGGCGCAGACCGGGACAACGGAGGAGAUGCCUGGCCGGACCGAUGCAGACAUACCUGAAACAGGAGCCAUCUUCACAUUUGGGAAGAGCAGCUUUGCUAACGAUGUCCCCAGUCAGUUCUGGUUGAAAAAUGACCGUCCAGUGGAGAUAUGCGGUGGCAAAGAGCACAGUGCUGUGAUCACAGAAAAUGGGAGGCUGCUCAUGUUUGGUGGUAAUACUGGUGGCCAACUGGGACUUAAGAUAAAACCAGAUGCCAAAAAACCCACCUCUGUGAAAGCAUUGAAGCCUGAAAAGGUGAAGCUUGUGGCCUGUGGGAGAGAUCACACACUUGUCUGCACAUUUUCAGUUCAGCACUGCGUCUGUGGGGCUGGCAGGAACCAGAAGGGACAGCUCGGCUUGGGCCACAGGGAGAACACUAAAUCCUUUCAGCUGCUGCGUCCGUUUUGUGAGUCGGCACCGGUCAAAAUGCUCGCUGCUGGCAGCAGCACUUCAGCUGCCUUAACAGAGGAAGGGAGGCUGUUCAUGUGGGGAGACAACUGCGUGGGUCAAAUCGGUUUAGGGGACAAGGCGUUUGCAGCAGAACCUAGAGAGCUGAAUGUGGGGCAGGCGGUGAUGUGGGUAUCUUGUGGUCAUCGCCACUCAGCGUUUGUGACAGCGCACGGUGGACUUUACACCUUUGGUGAAAGUGCAAAUGGACGACUCGGGGUCCAGGUGGGGCAGCUGGCUAAUCACAGAGUGCCCCAGCAAGUGCAAGGCAUUAUGGGAAGUGUCAUUCAGGUGUGCUGUGGAGGGGAGCACACUGUGGCACUAACAGAGGAGGAUGUGUACACGUUUGGCAGAGGUCAGUACGGUCAGCUGGGCCACGGGACGUUUGAGUUUGAACUUCAUUUGCCAAAACCACUGGAGCGCUUCCACAACAGCAGCGCCAGACGCAUCGCCUGCGGAGAAAACCACACUGCUGUGAUUACAAAUGCUGGACUGCUCUACACAUUUGGUGAUGGCCGUUAUGGAAAACUGGGGUUACAGCAGGAGAACUUCAUCAACCAGUUCAGCCCAACACUGUGCACCCGUUUCCUGAAGUACAGCGUGCAAUCAGUGUCCUGCGGUGGUCACCACACUCUGGUUCUGGCUGUCCCCAGACCAGCAGCACAGAGUCAGGGCGUAGAGUCACAGAAGGAUGCCGCAAUUACAGACUUCUUCUGGGAGUCAGACAACCCUGAAAACCUCUUCAAAGACUCUCCGAUGGACCCAGCUGCAGUCGUCCCUCUCUCAGCGCUAGCCGCUCGGGCUCGCCACAGAAAAAAAAAAAGCUUUGUGGAGCUGUUUGGAGAGUUGCCUCAGACCCCCCCUCGUCCUAAUUCUGGCUUCCUCAGCACCUCCUGGCAGACAUCCAGAAAUAUCCCAAACCUGAAGCAGCUUCUAAAGGAUGCUCCCACCCCCACCUCCUCCCCCAAAGCGGCACCAGCAAGCCCGCUUUUAUCUCCCAGAUCUCAGUCCGUAUCCUCCAAGCCGCCAAGCCCACGUUCACAAUCAUCUCUCUCAUGUCGGAGUAAAGCCUCCACCGCCGUCUCCUCCAGGUCCAAAUCCAAAAGGCUGCCUUCUUCUGUAUCUUCGUCCACGUCUAGAGCUAAUCAUAACUCAAAGAGUCCUGCCUAUUCUGAAAAGACUGUGAGGAGCGCAGCAUGCAGAGCCUUAAAUGACAAGCCGUCUGAUGCAUUCCCACCUAACAAACCCUGCAGCCCUAACAGACCCCUCAUCCGUGUUUCUGAUAAUAACCUGGACCAGAAAGGACCACAAACAAAGGGAGAAGCUCGAAGGGGACAGCUAAUCUCUCAAGAAGUGGAAGAUGAGAGAAACCAUAUGGAUUUUUUGCCAUAUAUGGAAACCAGAACUGGGAGAGUUCAAAUUGCCAAAGAGCUAGAGGUUCGUGGAGACCAGAAGAGUGGCCAAAGCUCGCCCAAAGACCUCAGAGCAGAGGCUCUGACAGGCUCCAACUCCAGAAAGGAAGAAGAGUUGUCACUGAAAAGCAGGAAGAGAAAAGCACGAGUCACAUCUCAAGACCGUCAGAACAUUACCACCAGCAAAACAAAACCUCCAGAAGUAAAAGACGGCCAAAGCAAGCUCUAUAAGAUAAAAUCGACAAAACAUGACAAGAAAAAUGCAACAACACAACAACCUGUACCGAUAACAAUGACCAAAGUAAGUAAAAAAGGUGAAAAAGAUCAACUGACCGAGCACUCUUUUAAGAAAGAACUAAAAAUGACUCCAAAAAGAAGGAACAUAUCAUCUUCUUUAGACAAGAUCAGCUCAACUCUAAAGGUUACAGAUAAUAGGGAAAUAACCACUGAAAACAUCUCAAAGGAUGAUGCUGUGAUGCAGAAUAAAAGCACUGAUCUAAAAUCCGCUGAAGUGAAGAAGCAGCAGGACAAAAAACGACUCAACUUCACUCCAACAAAGAAAAAGGUUGAACGCACAUUGAGAAAUAUUCAAAACACAGCAGUGCCUUUAAAAUCACAAAAUCUUGAAGCUGCAGAAAUUACUAAGCCUCCUCAGGCUGUGGGUUUAAGUGUGAAAUCGACACAUGUCAAGGCGAUUAAACCCAAACCAGUCAAAAGUCAAAGCAAACAUGCAGAAAAACCUUCUGCUGUAGGUCAAAGCAUCAAAAAAGGUGACAAGGAUGGGUUAAUAUAUGCAAAAAGCACAACAGAUGAAACUGAAGGCAGAACGUCAGAAAAACAGAAUUUACUUGAAGAGAAGAAGAAAAAGAAGGAAGAAGAACCUAAAGUUAGACAGAGAAAAAGAGGGAAAGAAGACGGUGCUGAUGUGGACUCGGAACGUAACAGCAAAGCCAAACCCAGGAUUAAAACAACCGAGGCUCCCAGCCAGACCUCUUCACAUCAUGAAGAUGCUUCUGAAGUCUCGAGCAGUGCAGUUUCCUCACAAAGCCCCACAAGAACCAGGGCGCUUUCUGUCAGCAGAGCUAAAUCCUUGCAAUCCUCCGACCGUCCCACCGCGGAAACACUUGCACGUGAAACUCAAAGGAAAGAGAACGAAGACCUGCAGGAAGGAAAACAGACGUGGGGAGAGAUUUUGAGUGACGCGGCAUUUCUUCUACCUGCUGCGGGGGUCGCAGGUGCAGCUAUCGGCCUCCUGAGCGAGGCAGUGACUCAUGUGGAGGCUUUCCGGGCCGACAGCGACAGAGCUGCCUCUCCAGAACCUGAAACACCGAAAGUCAAACAGUUCGCAAAGCAGAGUGCAAUUAUGCACCCGUCCUUCUCUGCGACGUUGCAUUCUGAUUCAGAGGAAAGGGACGACAGCACACAGAAGGAUGCUCAAAUGAGCAUCUUAUCAGAUUUAGGAAACGAUGCACAUGAGGAGGAAUUCAAUGAUCCUUCAGAGCAGGAACCGGCUGAGCAGAUCAGGAAGGAAGAAACUUUUGAAAAUAAAGAAGGAGAAGAAGAAGGCUCUGAAGAGGACGAUGAUUCCAAGAUGACUGAGACAAACACCGGUGAUGAAGAGCAAAAAGAAGAUGAAGAAGCGUUGGGAAGUGACGUGGAAAGCAAAAGCGAGGAUGAGGAAGGAGAAAGCAGCAAGGCUGCAGGGGAGAGUGAACCUGGAGACGAUGACGAUGAUGAGCAAGAUAGUGAGUCAGAAGGAGAGGAGAGCGAGGGAAAAACAAGCUCCAGCGUUCAGGAGGAAGGUGAAGAAAGUAACAAAAGUGACACAAAGGAUGCUGAAAGUGAGGAAGAGGAGAGCAGCAUGGAAACGGGUGAAGGAGUGAGUCACUCUGAGGCGAGUGAGGCAGCCGAGGAGGACGAAGGUGGAAGUGAAGAGCAAAGUGAUGAUGAGAGUAAAGGAGAGGAAGAUAGUGAGGUGAGUGAGGAUGAAGAAGAAAAAAGCGGUGAAGGAUCCGAGAGAGAGCAUAGUGAGAGUGAAGAGGAGGAGGAUGAGGAAGAAGAAGAGGAGGGCGGGGAGGGAAGUGACACGGCGGUGUCUGAGGAAGAAGAAAGCGAGGAACCGAGGCAGUCUGAUGAAGAGCAGGAAACUGAGAAAGAGGAGAGUGGAGGAGAGGGGGAAGAAGUCAGUGAGGAAGAGGAGGAGGAAGGAGAGCUUUCUUCGAGUGACGAAGAAGCUGAACAGGAGGCUACAGAGGAUGAGGAGGAAGGAGAAGGGGAGAACAAAGAGGAGGAAAAUGAGGAAGAGGAACAGGGGAGCACAGGGAAUGAGGAAGAUGAAGGAACGGAUGAAGAGAGCAAAAGCGAGGAGGAAGAGCAAAGCAUGGAAGAAGAUGAGGAAGGAGCAGAGGAAAGUAUCUCUGCUUCUGAGGAAGAGGAAGAAAGUGAAGAUGACCAUGAAGAAGAAGAGGAAGGAACAGAGGGAAGUAUCUCUGCUUCUGAGGAAGAGGAAGCAAGUGAGGAAAAAGGAAAGGAGAGUGAGGAAGAGGAAGAAAUAGAUGAGGAGGAGGAGGAAGAAGAAGAAGCAGAGGAAGAGGAGGAGGAAGAAGAUGGAAAUCAAGAACAAGAUGAAGAAGAGGAGGAAGAAGAAGAACAAACAGAAAAAGUAGAAGAGGAAGAGGAGGAGGAGGAAGAACAAAUGGAAGAAGAUGAGGAAGAGGAGGAAGAAGAGGAGGAGGAAAAAGAGGGUGAAGAAGAAGAAGAAGAAGAUGAGGAAGAAGAUGAGGAAGAAGUGCAAGAGACGGCAAAGAAACAGAAGAAAAGAGAGAAAUCAACAGGCUCAAAGGGGGCGGAGCCACCGUCUUCUUCUUCUUCUCCUCCUUCAGGGAAACGGAGAGAAGCUCCCAGACCCGCUCCGAGGAGCAAACAGAGAGACGCAGAGGAGAAGAAACCAGAAGAAUCCAAGCAGUUCUGGAACGACGUUCUGCCUCAGUACCUGGACCUGCAGUGACUCCUCCUGCCUCAUCUACAGAUACUGUUGCCAUGGUGAUACAUACUGGUUUCUGAACUGGGGCUUCCAUGCCUUAAGGUGGACACUCGUCUGUGGCCAUCUUGGACUUUCACAUUCUAGAAGAGAGGCAGGAAAUAGUUUGUUUUUUUUUUUAAUGAGGAAAGUUGAUACUUUUUGAACAUGUUCUGUUGCUGCCUCCUGCUGGACAUCAGUAUUGUUGCACUUUAAUAAUGCGCAAAUACAUUGAGUCAAUAAUUACCCUCAUUGCGAGUCAAACUCAAUCAGUUGCAGUUGCUGGUGUUACACUAGAUGACAUAUCCAGGAAAACAGUAAAAUCAAGCAAUACAUCACACAAUACAUCAGAUUGUGCCUGGUUGUCGAGCAUUGCUUAAGUUUUCUCUCAAUGACUCACAAUAUCAUAGAAAAGUCAGCAUAUUUCAGCAAUUUGAUUCAAAGGGGAAAACAUAAAACAUAAAUUUAUUACACAUUAGCCUUUAUUUCUGCACAUUUUAAUAAUAAUUGAUCAGAUUUUCCUUCCACAUAACUUUCCAUGUUUAUGCUAGGACACAGAACAUUAUUAUAUAUUCUAUAUGAACAGAUAUUAUAAUACAUAUACUAAUAUUUAUUAUAAUAUAUUUUAUUUCUAAAUCGAAACUCUUUUUGUUCUUAUGUAACAUUCCAAGAACGUGAAUUUUGGGCUUUGGGUUAAUCCUCAACUUUAAGAAGUGAAUUCUUAAAAUGUCUCACUUUGUGUUAUGAAUCCAUAAUAUACUUGAAUUUAGCUUUUUUAAAUUAUAUUACUGAAGUAAAUGUACUUUUUAAAGAAAUUACAUUUAUUGAGAUGCACUUGUGAUGAAUAUUUGAUACUGUAGUCAGCACUAUGCUAUUUAAUGUAGGAUUGUCUCAAACUUAAUUCACUGCAAGAUGUUUCAGUAAGUGCAGUUGAAGUAAGUUCAGGUUAUUAAAGUGAAAGUUACUUUAUUUCUAAAUCCAAAAUAUUUGACAUAUGAAACACUAGUAUGGUUCCACUUUUCUGCUGCUAAAACCUCCACCAUUUCUAUUUUAUUUGCUGCUUUUACUGCUUGCUACUUCAAUUCAGUUAUAGUAAAGCAUUUAUAAUUAAAGAAUGGUGUAAGAAAAACAAAUCAGAGCUGUGUGUUUAUAAUAAAGCUACAAGGCCAAUUUCUGUAAAACAACAAUAAAGUUGUUUUCUGUUGCCUGAUUGCUUCUUGUAUACUCCUUCCGUUUCCAUCUGCUUGAUGUAGAGUUACUUUAGUGAGUCACUUUACUUUCCCUGCAUGAUUAGUCAUGUUCCUAUUGUUGAACGUUGUCUGAAGCUCAAGAAGCAGGCAGGUAAAGAAAAUGCAGUAAAAGAAGGAUCUUCAGAGGAAGCGAAUUUGUAAAAAAAAAAAAAAACAGCUGCGCACACCUUGACAGAAACAAAAAUACAAACUUGUCUCUGAAUAACAACCUCGUAAAUGUACUAAUUAUCAAUAAAAUGCACUUACGUUUUUGCAUGUACCGUGACAAAAUGCGACUGAUAUUGAAUGUGACAAGCGAUAUUUUUGCAAAGCACUCAGUCUGAAACUAAAAAGAGAAGCUGAAAUGGAUCCGCCUUUUGUCAUGCAGUUAAUUUCAAAAUUAUUCGUAUAUUUAGGCCUAAUGUACAGUAGGUCUUCACUGUGUUAUUUAAACAUGACAUAGUAAUAAUUUUGCUGAUUAUUGUGAGUUAACUUUCCCCUACUAACAGUGACCAAGAUGUAUUUCAGGUGUGGACAUGAAGGACAUAAUGUUAUUAGCAAGUAGGGAUUUUGUGCAUGACACCAGAAAUGUUCAAGCUUACCAAAAAUGCAUACUGUGCUCCUUUUUAAAUUGCAAUUUUCCAAACAAAAAUUGUGAUUUUAUACAUUGUGGAGUUCAAAUAUAAAGCAAUCCUUUAAUUCUGAGAACAUUUUUCUUUUGACUGGAAGUAAUGUUAACAUUUUGGAGUCCAGCCUUGUCAGUCUGUGAAGGAAGAAAAAAAGGAGAGAUUAUGAUGACAAGGUGGCAUUAUUAUACUGUAUAUACUAUAUGAACAGUUAUUAUAAUACAUAUACUAAUAUAUGUAUUAGGAGUUCUCCUUGUGUAAGCAUAAACUGUCAAAAUACCUGUGGAAAUGUUCAAAAAGUUGUUAAGCCAUUAAAAAGGGAGUUUAUUUUCCCCUGA